AUGAUUGGUGAUCAUCAAUUUGGCAUAAUAGCCAAUGUUCUUGGCACGUUCAUAUUUAUCCUUGUAAUUGAUUAUCAUUACGUGACAGCAAAUCCAAAAUAUGAAAGCAAGUGA
Messenger RNA from Rosa chinensis, 114 nucleotides. Its product is annotated as dolichyl-diphosphooligosaccharide--protein glycosyltransferase subunit 4A-like. Bases 1 to 114 code for a protein of 37 amino acids. The transcript has a single exon. Lineage: Eukaryota; Viridiplantae; Streptophyta; Magnoliopsida; Rosales; Rosaceae. The record is from RefSeq and is a predicted model, not a curated record.